Oryctolagus cuniculus (rabbit) is the source of this 3656-nucleotide messenger RNA. RefSeq lists its product as uncharacterized. The record is from RefSeq and is a predicted model, not a curated record. NCBI's taxonomy places the organism in Eukaryota, Metazoa, Chordata, Mammalia, Lagomorpha, Leporidae. Gene Ontology annotation, cellular component: nucleoplasm. Gene Ontology annotation, molecular function: RNA polymerase II cis-regulatory region sequence-specific DNA binding; DNA-binding transcription repressor activity, RNA polymerase II-specific. Gene Ontology annotation, biological process: negative regulation of transcription by RNA polymerase II; regulation of immune system process; regulation of cytokine production.
UCGACUUCCGGCGCCCGAGACUGUCACUUUGCUGCCCGGCGUCGAGCCGCACGGGCGUUUGGGAGCGGGUCGCGUGGCUCCGGGUUCUUAUUUCCAGGAGGUUCUGGAGACCCGAGGUGAGGUGGGUGAGGAAGGCGUGGGCGGAGGGCCUUCUUUGUGCCCGCGCCUGUUCACGCGUAGGGACCACGGGCUGAUGCCUCCCCCUGCCCCCCAGCCUCGGCCUCCGUGUUGCACGGGUGACCGUGUGGGGCGGUGGGCCGCGCCCCGCGCCCCUUGCUCUCUAGCCCCUGCUGCAGCCCGCAGUCAGCUCCCUGAGUACUCGACUGACUGGGGAGCUGAGCAGCGAGAGGCUGGGACCGGCGUCCCCGGGCCGUCCGCUUCUCUGCCACACCCCGGCUGCAGGUUCCGAUGGCGGCGGCGGCGCUAAGCGACCUGCUACCGGGCCUGAUGGCAUUCGAGGACGUGGCCGUGUACUUCUCCCAGGAGGAGUGGGGGCUCCUGGACGCAGUCCAGAGGGCCCUGUAUCGUCAUGUGAUGCUGGAGAAUUUCGCACUUGUAGCCUCACUGGGGCUGUCUGCUUCCCCACCUCAUGUGGUCAUCCAGCUUCAGCGUGGUGAGGAGCCCUGGGUUCCCAGUGGGCUGGACAUGACCUCAGCCAGGAACGGACACAGAAGACCCAGCCUCAGUUCCCGGCGCCUGGCGGAGAGCAGAGAUGUUUCUGGAAAAGCAGCGUCGCCAGCAGCCUUCCUGGACAGCUCCUCUGGGAACUCUGCUAGUGUCCUCCCUACUGCUGCUGCCUGCCACGCUGCCGAACACCUGGAGGGACGACGAGCUGCCCCCCUGUCUCAGGAGAGGAAACCCACGGGCGUGUCGGUGAUCUACUGGGAGAGGCUUCUGCUAGGCUCCGGCAGUGGCGAGGGGAGUGUCAGCCUGCGACUGACUUCAGCCCUGAGGGCCCCUGAAGGCAGCCCGUCCACGGCGAAGGCCCUCACGGCCAGCGCCACACCAGCGAAGCCGCUGAGGGCCUCCGAACGGCAGAAGGCAUGCACGCGGGAAGGCUCCGGGAGAACCUUCGCAGGUGUCCCAGACCUCGAUGCUGUGCGUGCUAGAGGGGAACGCAGGGUGGUGGGUGCAGCUUGGCAAGAGCUUCAGAGGCUCCCGAGUGGCCAGGACCCCCCAGCCUGGAAUGAGCUGGGCGAGGCCCUCCACACCGGCUCCGGUGCCCUCCCUGGAGACAAGCCUUUCGAGUGCCGUGCGUGCAGCAAAGUGUUCGUGAAGAGUUCAGACCUUCUCAAGCACCUGCGUACACACACCGGGGAGCGGCCCUACGAGUGUGCCCAGUGCGGCAAGGCCUUCAGCCAGACGUCCCACCUGACACAGCAUCAGCGCAUCCACAGUGGUGAGACGCCCUACGCGUGCCCAGCGUGCGGCAAGGCCUUCCGGCACAGCUCCUCCCUGGUGCGGCACCAGCGCAUCCACACGGCCGAGAAGUCCUUCCGCUGCAGCGAGUGCGGCAAGGCCUUCAGCCACGGCUCCAACCUCAGCCAACACCGCAAGAUCCACGCAGGCGGACGGCCCUAUGCCUGCGCGCAGUGUGGCCGCCGCUUCUGCCGCAACUCGCACCUGAUCCAGCACGAGCGCACACACACGGGCGAGAAGCCCUACGCGUGCGCACUGUGCGGCGCUGCCUUCAGCCAGGGCUCCUCACUCUUCAAGCAUCAGCGUGUGCACACCGGCGAGAAGCCCUUCUCCUGCGGCCAGUGCGGCCGGGCCUUCAGCCACAGCUCCAACCUGACGCAGCACCAGCUGCUGCACACUGGCGAGCGGCCCUUCCGCUGCGGAGACUGCGGCAAGGCCUUUGCCAAGGGCGCUGUGCUGCUCAGCCACCGGCGCAUCCACACCGGGGAGAAGCCCUUUGUGUGUACGCAGUGCGGCCGCGCCUUCCGCGAACGCCCAGCCCUCUUCCACCACCAGAGGAUCCACACGGGCGAGAAGGCCGCGCGGCGGCCCAGGGGCGGCCUGCGCGCCCAGGCCAGGCCUCCUCCGGGGGUGUCGUCUGACAGUGUAUCCAGGAAAGAAGCUGAGGCCACUCCCUCCUCGGGCCCCCCCGCCGCUCCAAAGCCAGCUGAGACCUGAGGGCGCAGCACCAGUCUGCCCUGUGAAUCCCUUCCGUGCCUAGUUGGCAAAUGUCCUCUGCAAAUCCACCGUGGAAAGAAGCCUUGCACACAUGAGCCUGGGGUGAAAGAGACUCUGGCUGUAGAUCCUUUUGCACGCUGUGAGAGGACUUGUCAUUCUGGCCACAGGUCACACCUCCAUCUCCAGGGAGGUCAUUCUGCUGAAACUUCAAGGCCGUGCACCUGGCCGCUGGGGCUUUGGAGGGGAGACUGCAGUCAGAGCCCUGCUUCAUGGUGCCGCUGCAGACAUUAUGACUGGAUGCUAAGGUAAGGAGGGGAUGCCAGCACAGAGAAGGGGCAACCCAGAGGAAUUUCUGACACUUCCACACAAACACUGAGCAGGAAAUCGGGGAUAUUCCUCUCGGGCCUCUGUUCAUCCAAGGCUCCCUGGGGGCCAGCCCAGGAGACAGGAGGCCCCAGGGGAAUGCAGGUCGGGGGCAAGCCUGGUGCAAGGAGCUGGGCUCUGAGCCUUGGCUUCCUCCUCUGAGAAGGAGAUGUGAGCUCACCAAGCGUACUGGCAGACACCCUGCUGGGUAGGCUGCUAUUAAGGGCCAAACGUGUUUGCUGCAGCCCCUGUUGACUUCUGGGCAUCUCCUCCUAACAGCCCUGGGAGGUGGCUGCUGUGGCUGUGUAUCUCCAAUUCCAAGAGGAGGAACCAGGCACAGAGAAGGGAGGGGAGGAGCCUAAGUGGACUGGCCCAGCAUCUGGAAGCCUCGUCCCUCACUCCUUGAGUCUGCCAGGAAUGAGACCCUGGCCUGGCUCCCCACAGACUCAACAGAGGUGGAGGCCCUCAAGGGGACAUGUGACUCUUCGGCAUUGGAAAGGCAAAUCCAGAAUGACGGCUUCAGUAGCGCUGAUGCACAUUUUCAUGCGUGCGUCUGUGAUGGACAAGCCCUUAUCCUACCUCUUGUUGCCAAAGUCAGUGUUACGAGGAACCUUGACAUCCAAGGUGUUGAUUGCAGCCUCGGAGGAGACAAGGUAAAGCUGCUCAUCACUGCUGGGUUUGGUGGCCACGUGCCCAUCUGUGCUCCCAGCUGAACUGGAAGAUGGACGGAGCUGCACAAGGAGGACGUGCCGUUACCUAAGACCCUGUGCAAUACCCCUCUGGGAUGCCCCCGUGUAAGGCUUCCAGAUUAGGGAACAGAAGAAUGGAGUAGGGUCCAGGUUGCUUCCUGUGGCCUUUAGCUCACCAAGCCCCAUCCCAACCUGGGGCCUCACCUCCAGGGAAGGUAAUGGUUUUACUGGACAAAAAUCUAGCAUUUACAACGUGGAAUGGAGGUAAGUUGUAAUUUCUUGCAGCAGCAUGGAAAUCUGUAGCUUCCUGUCUGAACUCCAGGGUUUGGUCCAGAUUCUCACAAGAAUUCAAAGAGGCUCUCUGAUAAAUAUCUGUUGUUAAAGAUUUCUGUGAACAGUAAUAGUCUGUAGCCCGUUACACUCUAAUACAAUGCAGAUAAUAUUAAAUGAAUGUAUGCAGAUAUGCCA